This is a messenger RNA of Austrofundulus limnaeus, 12959 nucleotides long. It is a transcript of the gene dync2h1, whose product is annotated as dynein cytoplasmic 2 heavy chain 1. The record is from RefSeq and is a predicted model, not a curated record. Gene Ontology annotation, molecular function: minus-end-directed microtubule motor activity; ATP hydrolysis activity; dynein light intermediate chain binding. NCBI's taxonomy places the organism in Eukaryota, Metazoa, Chordata, Actinopteri, Cyprinodontiformes, Rivulidae. Gene Ontology annotation, biological process: microtubule-based movement. Gene Ontology annotation, cellular component: axonemal dynein complex.
CCACGCCAGCGUAGUAAAGCUCAGCAGAAGGAAACCUUUCUACAUGGUUAGUUCGUAUUUCAAGCUAUGAAAGGCAGUGAAUGGGACACAACAUUUGACAGGAAAAAGUAAUUUACAGUGAGCUGAAAGAUGCCCCACGGUUUGGAGGACGCUCGCAAGAAGUUCAUCCUGACCACAGCUGGAAACUUCUAUGGCAUAAAGCCAUCAUCAUCCCUGGCUGACAGCUCGGAGCUGAACAAUUUCUUAGAUGAUGGAAAUGAAUUCGUCCUGCUCUUCACCAGACAUGACGACAACUUUCACUUAUCAAACAAGAUUGAAGCUUUGGGAGACGGUAAAGAGAAAGUGUUGGUGUUCUUCAAACUGCAUCCCACAGUGAUCACAGAAGACAACCUUCAUCAAAGCCUGCUGGUGUCGUCCAUGCUGGAAUCUCCCAUCAGCACUCUCUAUCAGGCUGUCAGACAUGUUUUUGCACCUGUGCUAUUACAGGAUGAGCGCUGGCGCUCUUUAUUUGACCCUAAGCUGGCCAGCCUGCUGACUGAAUUGGAAGUGGGCCUUGGCUCUGUGGUUCGCCAUUCUGGAGCACAACCUUUUUCUAAGAGAGGCCGUACCGAAGAAGAUGUCCUGGGCAUCCUCACUCCUAAUGAUGAGUUCCAGUUCUGGGCGGAUCUGUCAGCAUCUGCAGAGAAGAGCAGAGUGAGAGAAAAGGCUACAUAUUUCAAUGAACAGUUCAAACCUAUACAGAAGGAGUUUGCUGGCCUUGAUGGUUUGUCCAUGUCAGAUGUUGUGGAUCUGGUGGAACAGAGCAAAGACACUCUGGAUGAUGUUUGGAGGCAGACAGAUUUUGAGCCUUAUCCAGAGACAAGAAUGGUCCGACUCAUGGAUGUCAUAGGUGGAGCCUUGGGAAGGUACGUCCAGAAGAAGCUGAGCGGCAUUAAGAUCUUUGAGGAGCCAUUUGUGCUGGUGAGAGAGAACCUCAGAACAGGGGUCUCCAUCUGUGAGCAGUGGGUGGUAGCCUGCGAGCACCUGACUGGACAGGUGUGGAAAAGACAUGCUCCACAUCCCUGGAAGGGAAACAAGCACUGUCCACAAACCCUUCACUCCCUCGCAAAAAGACUCAAUGAGAUGGUGACUCUUCGUGUGGUUCACGAGAAACUGCUCUGUUUGCUGCCUGGAGGAAAGCAGCAGGCUCUGACUUCAGCUCGUGUGUUCGAACCUUUUUCUGGACUCAACCCUGUGCACUACAACCCUUACACUGAGCCUCUUUGGAGAGCAGCAGUUGCUCAGUUUGAGCGUGUAAUAGCGCCAUCUGAGCUGGAGGUCGCAGGCAGACUGAAGAGCUACAUUUCUGAUGUGCAGGACAACCCACAGCAGCUGCUGCAGCUUUUUCAGAAACACAAGGAGCUGAUCAGACGUCCCACAAUCAGCAAAGAGUUGCAGUCAGAAAGAGAAACAUUACUGGCCAGACUUCUAGACUACAACAAGGGCCUAAAGAAUGACUUUGAUAAUCGUUGCCAUGGAGACCCUGGUGAAAAGUCGGGCCCACUGACUGGCAGAAACCUUCCUGAAGUGGUGAACAAAGUAGUUUGGGUUCGACAUCUGUUACACAAGGUGGAGGAUUCUGUUCACAUAGCUGAAGCUCUGCUCGCGGACCUGUCUGGGUUCAAAGGUUUUCUGCGUUUCUGCGAUGACCUGCUGGACAUUCUGAGAGCGUACGAACAGGAGCAGUUUGAAGACUGGUCGAGAGAUAUCUUGUCUGGACUGGCUGACCCAAAGUCAGGGAUCAGUCUUCAGGCCAGUAGCUGUGUGAUGGAACUGGACCACGUGGAUGGCAGUCUGAAGAUCCAGUACUCAGACAGACUGGUCAGCCUGCUCCGGGAGGUCAGGCAGCUUUCAGCUCUGGGUUUUCCCAUCUCAGCCAAGAUACAGCAGGCAGCAAAUACAGCAGAUAAAUUCUACAGGCAAGCUGUUGUCCUGAAACAGGUGGCCCAUUUUUACAACACCAUUGACCAGCAGAUGAUUCCUUCUCAGAGACCCAUGAUGCUUAGUCUUGCUCUCGCUUUUGAACAAGUCAUCAAGAACCCUCGUUCCCAGUCAAAAGAAUCAGGAGGUAAACUGCAGAUCACCUGGGAUAAUCCCAAAGAGUUGGAGGGUUACAUCACCAAGCUGCAGUCUGCUGCCGAGAAGCUUUCCUCCGUGAACAGAAAGUUACGAAAAUGGCACACUGACUUCAUUGACAAGGUGGUGACACUUAUGAAUGUUGAUCUACUGAAGCAUCAGCAGCGAUGGAAAGAUGGACUUCAGGAGCUUCGUACUGGCUUUGCUACUCUAGAAGCUCAGGGCUUCAGGAGUGAUGACAUGCAAGCGUGGCGUCAGCACUGGAACCAUCAGCUCUACAAGGCCCUCGAACACCAGUAUCAGACUGGACUAGAGGCUCUAAACAGGAACUUGCCUGAAAUUCACAUCGACCUCAUUUUCAAGCAGGGCCGUCUACAGUUCCGUCCGCCCUUUGAGGAGGUGCGAGCGCGAUAUUUCCGGGAGAUGAAGCGUUUUAUCUCGAUCCCGAACCAGUUUAGAGGAGUCAGUAUCCAGGGGGAGGAGCUUAUCUUUAACAUCAUGAUUGACAGAAACGCCUCUGGGUUCCUUACCAUUUUCAGCAAGGCUGAAGACCUCUUCAAUCGCCUGCAGGCUGUACAAGACAUUUUUAAGGAAUGGGUUGUGCUUGGCCAGGUGGAUUUGGAGAAGUUGGUGGAGAAGUAUCUCAGUUCUGUUCAGGACUGGGAGAGAAAUUUCAAGGCCCUGAAAGCUAGAGGGAAAGAGUCGGAACGCCUGCCCAGUCAGGAGAAGGUGGACUGUAUUAUAGUCAACUGUGAGCCAGUUAAAGCCACCAUUGACGAUCUGAUCCAGAGGCUGUUUGACAUGCUGCUCUCAUCACUCAGAAAGUCUGUACAAGGCCACACACAGGCCAUAAACAGUUUUGUGUCAGAAUCAAUGGAGGCCUUGUCCUCACGACCCGAGAGCAUGGAGGAGAUUGGGGCGGCUAAUGGCAAAUAUAACCAGAUACUCACCCGCAAGCCAGAAGUCUUGCCUCAGUUCCAGUUUGCUGAGGAGAAGAAUCGCCUGCUGCGAGCUGUAGCCGGGGCAGGCCUGGACUCUCUGUCUUCGCUGAGAGCCAAGUGGGACAAACUGGAGCUGGUCAUGGAGAGCCACCAGCUUAUGAUCAAAGACCAGGUGGAGGUGAUGCGAAAUCAUGUGGCAGGGCGCAUUAACGCCUACAGGGCCGAUCUGGAGCGGUUUAAGGCCCGCUGGGAUCAACUAAAGCCUAAAGAUGAGAUUCUGGAGACCGGUGAUCACGCUGCUCUGCUCGCAUGUCUUCAGACCAUUAGGGACAAACAGCAGGAGUUUCAGGAGCUUGAGCUUGUACACAAUAAACUGCUGGAAGACUGUACCUAUUUUGAUCUGGAGCCUCCAGACUUCUCCCUGGCGGAAGAAACAAAACGAGACAUGGCAGAGUACAGCCAGAUGUGGGGUCUGUAUGAGGAGUGGCAGCAAGGUUUCACUGAGAAGGCCCAGGAGGACUGGAUCUCAUUCAGGAGUAAGACGUACGUGUUUGAGGAGUUUUUGUUUAUGUGGCAAGAACGGUUAAGUAAACUGGAGCAACCUACUGCCUUGUCUGUUAAACUACAAGCAGAAGUGGACAAAUAUAAGAACAUGGUGCCUGUGCUGAAGUACGUACGAGGGGAGCACCUUUCCCAGGAUCACUGGUUGGACAUGUUCCGUUUGUUGGGUCUUCCACGGGGGACAACACUGGAAAGACUAACCUUUAAUGACCUCCUCGGUGUGGCAAAUACCAUCAUAGAAAAGGCACUGGAGCUUAAGGAUUUGAACAGUCGCGCUCAGGCAGAGGUGACGAUCAGAGAAGCUCUCAGGGAGCUGGAUUUGUGGGGUGCUGCAGCUACCUUCACCCUAACUGAGUACACAGACAACAGUGGGCGCACACUAACCCUCAUCAAGGACUGGAAGGAUAUAGUCAACCAGGUGGGAGAUAACCGCUGUCUGCUGCAAUCCCUGAAAGAUUCACCCCACUAUCGCAGCUUCCAGGACAAGGUUGGUCUGUGGGAGGUUCGUCUGUCAGACUUAGACGAGUACCUGCUCAGUCUGAACACCAUUCAGAGGCGCUGGGUUUAUCUGGAGCCUAUUUUUGGGCGAGGAGCAUUACCUCGAGAGGAGGCCCGCUUCAAGCGAGUAGAUGAAGACUUCAGGUCUAUAAUGUCAGAUAUUCAGAGGGACAACAGAGUUGUUUCUCUGAGCUCACGAGCUGGCAUCAGAAACUCCCUCGUCACCAUUCUGGAUCAGCUUCAGCGCUGCCAAAAGUCACUGAAUGAGUUCUUGGAGGAAAAGCGCUCUGCCUUCCCACGUUUCUAUUUUAUAGGAGAUGAUGAUCUUUUGGAGAUUCUGGGACAAGCGACCAACCCAAGCGUCAUCCAAUCACACCUCAAAAAACUGUUUGCAGGCAUCCACAGUGUUGUAUUUGAUGAGCAGUGCCAGAACAUUGUUGCAAUGUGUUCUUUGGAGGGAGAAGUAGUUCAACUCAGAAAUUCUGUACACAUCUCCAGUCUGGUUGAGGUUUGGCUGAGUGAGCUGUCUGUGGAAAUGAAGGAGACUCUUAAGCAUCUGCUGCAUGAAUGUCUGACUGCAGGGAGGAAAGGGGAGGUGGACCCCUCACGCUAUCCAUCACAGAUUUUGUGUCUGGCUGAGCAAAUCCAGUUUGCAGAAGAUGUGGAAAGAGCAAUGAAAGAGCAAAAUUUACACCAACUGGAGGUUGAGCUCAAUAGCAAACUGGAGCACUACACCACAGUGGAGACCAGCUCGGAUGACCAUUCUAACACAGAGUCCAGCAUCCUGCAGCUGAAGCUGAAAGCUUUGAUUCUGGACAUUAUUCAUAACAUCAGCAUGGUGAAGCAGCUGAACCAGGCAGGCGUUAUCGGUGCCGAUCAUUGGGCCUGGAAGAAACAGCUUCGCUUCUACAUGGGAACAGACAAAUGCUGCCACAUACACAUGGUGGAUGCACAGUUUAGCUACACAUAUGAGUACCAGGGCAAUGCAGCUAAGCUGGUGCACACGCCGCUGACUGAUAAGUGCUACCUGACUCUGACCCAGGCCAUGAAGAUGGGGCUUGGUGGAAACCCCUAUGGGCCCGCUGGCACCGGCAAGACAGAGUCGGUCAAAGCCUUAGGGGGGCUCUUUGGUCGACAGGUUUUGGUGUUCAACUGUGAUGAGGGUAUCGAUGUGAAGUCAAUGGGACGAAUAUUUGUUGGUUUGGUAAAGUGUGGCGCAUGGGGCUGCUUUGACGAGUUUAAUCGUUUAGAGGAAGCAGUGCUAUCAGCAGUUUCCAUGCAGAUUCAGGCCAUUCAAGAUUCCCUCAGACAUCACAAAAACACUUGUGAACUGCUGGGGAAGGAGGUGCAAUUGGACCCAAACUCUGGGGUGUUCAUCACAUUGAACCCAGCAGGAAAGGGCUAUGGAGGCAGGCAGAAACUCCCAGACAACCUGAAGCAGCUAUUCAGGCCUGUGGCCAUGAGCCGGCCCGACAACGAGCUCAUUGCCAAAGUCAUCCUCGACUCAGAAGGCUUCAAAAAUGGAGAGCUACUGGGAGGCAAAUUGGUUGCAAUCUUUAACCUAGCCAGGGAGUUGUUGACACCUCAGCAGCACUAUGACUGGGGUUUGCGUGCUCUGAAGACUGUGCUGAAGGCCUGUGGCAGUCUCCUGCAGCAACAAAGGAGAAGUCAUGACAAGGAGAAGAUCCAGGAGAGUAAUCUUGUGGUGCAGGCGCUGAGACUGAACACCAUGUCCAAGCUGACUUUUGCAGACAGCUCUCGUUUUGACGCUCUGGUCAGAGACGUCUUCUCUGGGGUUAAUUUCACCGACAUGGUGGACCAGAUACUAAUGGAUACAUUACAACAAGUCUACAAAGAGGCACAGCUCGAACUUAUACCCAGCCAGCUGAAAAAGGCUUUGGAACUAAAUGAGCAGCUCAGACAGCGCAUGGGUGUAGUCAUCGUGGGGCCAAGCGGGGCAGGAAAGUCCACACUCUGGAGGAUGCUCAGGGCUGCUCUCAACAAGACCGGCAAAGUGGUGAAGCAGUACACAAUGAAUCCUAAAGCCAUGCCCAGACAUCAGCUUUUGGGACAUAUAGACAUGGACACCAGAGAAUGGUCUGAUGGUGUUCUCACACACAGUGCAAGAACUGUAGUCAGAGAACUGCAGGAGGUGAACUCCUGGAUAGUGUGUGAUGGAGACAUCGACCCAGAGUGGGUAGAAAGCCUGAACUCUGUCCUCGAUGACAAUCGGUUGUUAACCAUGCCCAGUGGAGAGCGCAUCCAGUUUGGGCCCAAUGUUAACUUCCUGUUUGAGACUCACGACCUCAGUUGUGCCUCACCUGCCACCAUAUCCCGUAUGGGCAUGAUCUUUCUUAGUGAUGAGGACAUUGAUGUGAGUGCUUUGGUGAAGUCGUGGUUAAGGCGACAGCCAGACGAGUGUCGUGAUAACUUGGAAAACUGGCUGGGGGAUUAUUUCCAAAGAGCUCUGGACUGGGUUCUCAAACAGAAUGACUUUGUGGUUGAAACUAGCCUGGUGGGUACUGUAAUGAAUUCUCUAUCCCACCUGAAUGCUGUGAAUGAGAGGGGACAGUUUAUCAUUGGUCUUCUGAGGGGCAUGGGAGGAAACCUCAACAUCAAAACACGACAGGAACUUGCAAAGCAGUUGCUGAGCUGGGCGAGGGAGAGUCCACCAGAUCCAAAAAAACCACUUGAUACCUAUUAUAAUUCUGAUAGCGGCCAACUAGCAGCUUAUACGUUCCAGCAUCCUGAGGAUCUCACUUUGGAUCAGUUCUUUCACACACACAUGCUGCCUGUUAUAAAGACUCCCGGCAUGCAGAGGGGUUUGCAUGGCUUCUCUCCAUGGCUUACAGCUCAACACAGACAGCCCUUCAUGGUGGUUGGGCCCGAGGGCUGUGGAAAGGGCAUGCUCCUGCGCUACGCCUUUUCUCGCCUUCGUUCCACUCAAGUCGCUGUAGUUCACUGCAGUGCUCAGACUUCAUCACGCCACGUCCUACAGAAGCUCAGCCAGACUUGCUUGUUGCUCAGCUCAAACACUGGCCGAGUGUUCAGACCAAAGGACUGUGAGAGUCUAGUUCUUUAUUUAAAAGACAUCAACUUACCCAAACCGGACAAAUGGGGGACGAGCAACCUCACUGCCUUCCUUCAGCAGGUGUUGACAUACAAAGGAUUUUAUGAUGAAAAUCUAGAGUGGGUGAGUCUUGAAAACAUUCAGGUGGUGGCCUCCAUGUCAACAGGAGGUGCUGUUGGCAGCCAUGCGCUCACCUCCCGUUUCUCCUCAAUUGUACGCAUCUGUACCAUAGACUAUCCAGACAGAGAGCAGCUGCAGACAAUCUACUCCGCUUACCUGCAACCAGUUCUCCAGCAUAGCCUGGGUAGCCAAGCAGCCUGGGCCACUACAGGGAAAAUUCACCAGCUGGCUGGGUUUUUCGUGCAGCUCUAUGAACAGGUCAAAACAAAGUUUACAGUGGAUGACCACAGUCAUUACCUGUUUACCCCCUGCAUCCUCACAGAAUGGGUCCUCAGCCUCCUGCGAUAUGACCUUACUUCAGCUCAAUCUAAUUUGACAGACAGCAUCUUGGAGGUGGUGGCAUACGAGGCCCGGAGGCUGUUCAGGGACCGUCUAGUUUCCUCCAAAGAUGUUCACAACUUUGAAAACAUCCUUUCCUCCAUCAUACGAGGGGACUGGGGCUCUGAUGUUCUCGACAACCUGACCGACGGUUUCUAUGUGACAUGGGGAGCAUCUGAAGGAGCUGUAAUGGCUCCAGGCCAGCUUCUGCCCCCACAUGGUAAACAACUGGGUUGCCUGGAUUCUGCUGAUUUAAAACAAGUUAUACAGAAGGGGGUAGUUCUGUAUAGUCGUGACAACAAAGAGUUGGACCUUCUCCUGUUCUGGGAAGUGUGUGACUUUGUGGCCAGGGUGGAUCGAGUCCUGAGUCGACCCGGUGGCUCCCUGCUCCUGGCGGGACGAAGUGGAGUGGGCCGACACACAACCACAUGCCUGGUGUCACAUAUGCAUGGUUACACGCUGUUCACACCCAAAAUCUCCCGCAGUUAUGGUCUUAAGCAUUUCAGCAAUGAUCUGAAGACGGUGAUGCAGCUGGCAGGUCUGGAGGGCCAACAGGUGGUUUUACUGUUGGAGGAUUAUCAAUUUGUCCACCCAGCUUUCUUAGAGAUGGUGAACAGCCUGUUAUCAUCAGGUGAAGUUCCGGGUUUGUACAGCCCAGAGGAACUAGAGCCUUUACUCUCGUCACUGAAAGAUUCUGCUUCCCAGGAUGGAUUCACAAGGCCACUCUACGACUACUUCUCCUACAGAAUCCAACAGAACCUCCACAUUGUCCUGAUCAUGGACUGCUCUAAUUCUAACUUCACUAUCAACUGUGAAAGCAACCCAGCCUUUUAUCGCAAAUGUUCUGUCCAGUGGAUGGAAGGAUGGUCUGACAGCAGCAUGAAGAAGAUUCCUGAAUUACUGUUGGUGAAAACAGAAGGAGGAGGAGAGGAGAGUGAAAAAGAGAAGGCCACUAAGCAGAAAAACUCAGGAUCUGAUCUUGGAGAACUUGGCCGUUUGUUCCUAACUGUGCAUGAGUCAUGUAGGGAACAUGGUGCAACCCCGAGCCAGUACUUGGCCUUUCUGCACGUCUACACUGCGAUACACAGCCGGAAGCAAAGCCAGCUUACUACAAGACAGCUACAUCUACAGGCAGGGGUGUCGAAGCUGAAUGAAGCUAAAGCUUUGGUUGAUGAUUUGAAGAGGCGGGCUGCAGAGCAGAGUACACUGCUGAAAACUAAACAACAGGAGGCAGAUGCUGCUCUGCAGGAAAUUACCACCUCCAUGCAGCUUUCUGGCUAAACGCGGUGUGAGGGAGGACAUAGCCACAUUUGAAGCCAGGAACAUCACUCCUGAGAUUCGCCAGAGUGUGGAGGAGUUGCUGAACAAAAACAAAGCCUCGUUUGACCCCAAGAAUGCAAAGCGUGCAAGUGCUGCAGCUGCUCCUCUGGCUGCUUGGGUCAAAGCCAACGUCCAGUACUCCUUUGUCCUGGAGAGAAUUGAGCCAUUGGAAAGAGAGCAAGCUGGACUACUAGAGAAUCUCAGAAAAACUGAGAGUAGGAAAAACAAGCUGGAGGACCAGCUCAACAGUGUGGGCGCCAAAGUCAACAAGCUGAAAGAGAAAUGUCUGAGAUAAAGAGUGAGUUGGAUACACUCCCCAUCAGGGCUUUACUUGCUGCAGCCUUCAUCGCCUAUCUGUCCGCUGCUUCUGAAGACCGGCGAAGACACUGUCUGGAGAUUUGGAUGGCUCAGUCUGGACUACAGAAGUUUGACUUGCGGUCCUUCUUGUGCUCGGAGAGUGAACAGCUGAUCUGGAAGAGUGAAGGGCUGCCGUCCGAUGACCUAUCUAUGGAGAAUGCUCUGGUUAUACUGCAGAGUGUUGCCUGUCCGUUCCUGAUUGACCCAUCAUCCCGAGCCACAGAGUGGUUACGCACACACCUCAAAGAACACAGACUAGAGGUUAUCAACCAGCAGGAUAACAACUUCAUGACAUCUCUGGAGCUGGCAGUCAGAUUUGGAAAAACUCUGGUCAUCCAAGAGAUGGAUGGUGUUGAACCCGUGCUCUAUCCACUACUGAGGAAGGACCUCAUUGCACAGGGUCCCAGGUAUGUGGUUCAGAUAGGAGACAAGGUUAUUGAUUACAAUGAGGACUUCCGUCUCUUUCUGGCAACUCGGAACCCCAGUCCCUUCAUCCCGCCUGAUGCUGCUUCGGUGGUUACAGAGGUCAACUUCACCACCACCAGGGCAGGCCUGCGAGGACAGCUGCUAGCCCUAACCAUCCAGCAUGAGAAGCCAGAAUUGGAGACUGAGAAAACAAGACUGCUGCAGCAAGAGGAGGACAAGAAGAUACAAUUGGCUCAGUUGGAAGAAUCUUUGUUAGAGACGUUGGCCACGGCUCAAGGUAAUAUUCUGGAGAACAGGGAGCUGAUAAACAGUCUGAACCAAACCAAGGCGAGCAGUGCUCUGAUUCAGGAGUCGCUGGUGGAAUCGCACAGGCUGCAGGCAUCUUUGGACCAGGAGCGGGAUGCUUACCUGCCCUUUGCAGAGAGUGCUAGCAAGAUGUAUUUUGUCAUCACAGACCUGUCAAAGAUCAACAACAUGUACUGCUUCAGCCUUGCUUCCUUUUUGCGCCUGUUCCAAAGAGCUCUUCAGACUGAGAAGGAAGAAGAGAAUACUGAUGCCAGGAUUGCUGCUUUGGGGACCAAUCUAAAGACUAUGGUGUAUGAAUACGUCUGCAGGUCUCUUUUCAAGGCUGACCAGUUGAUGUUUGCUAUGCAUUUUGUGAAAGGCAUGUACCCAGAACUCUUCCAGGAGGGUGAAUGGGAUGUCUUCAUUGGAUCCAUUGUUGGAGAAAUGUUUAAGAAAGAAGAGUUUCCUUCUUGGAUUGAUCAAGAGAGACAUGGAACAUUGGCCAUUUUGAAAACGACAUUCCCAGCAUUUUACCAGACUUUGGGUUUGAGUGAUUCAGACCUUUGGCUGUCCUUCUUGCAAAGCUCCCAGUGUGAACAGGAAAUCCCAUCCAGCAUUUCCAAAAAGAUUAGUCUCUUCCAACAGCUGUUGUUGGUUCAGGCAGUCCGACCCGAUCGGCUGCAAAGUGCCAUGAUAUCAUUUGCCUCCCAGGCCCUUGGUAUGAAGCUCUCUCCCCCUCCUCUGAAUCUGCGUCGUCUCUACACUGAAACAAUGGAGUGGGAGCCGGUGUUAAUCAUCAUCUCCCCGGGGGCAGACCCAUCCCAGGAGCUUGCAGAACUAGCAGCAGAAACCAUUGGCAGGGACAACUAUCAUGAGAUCUCCAUGGGUCAGGGACAGGCUGAUGUGGCCUUAGCCACACUCAGAGAAUGUUCCCGAAAUGGGGACUGGCUUUGCCUGAAAAACCUUCACCUUGUCACUGCCUGGCUACCCCUCCUAGAAAAAGAACUAAACAUGCUGCAUCCGAAAGCAAGCUUUCGUCUAUGGCUGACUGCAGAAGUCCACCCCAGAUUUCCCCCCAUACUGCUGCAGUCCAGCCUAAAGAUCACUUAUGAGGCUCCGCCAGGGUUGAAGAAGAAUCUCCUGAGAACAUAUGAGUCCUGGACUCCAGAGCAAAUCAGCAAAGGAGGCGAUCUGGUUAGAGCCCAAUCUCUGUUUUGCCUGGCGUGGUUUCAUGCUGUCUGUCAGGAGAGAAGAAACUAUAUUCCACAGGGCUGGACAAAGUUUUAUGAGUUUUCCCUGUCAGACCUCCGUGCUGCUUUUGAGAUCAUUGACAGGCUGUUUGGAGGUGGUAAAGUUUUCCAGUGGGAGUUUGUCCACGGCCUGUUGGAGAACGCCAUCUAUGGAGGACGAAUUGAUAACCCCUCUGAUCUUCGGAUCCUGCGCUCCUACCUCGAGCAGUUCUUCUCCGCACGUCUCCUGUCAGCCUCCUCGGCUGGACAGAGGAAGAGUAAAGGAGGCACUCGCAUUUUCCCCUCUCAGAUCAGCCUUCCAAACUCUUGCUCCAUAUUGGACUACCGCAGUGUCAUAGAGAAUCUCCCAGAGGAUGACAGGCCUGCAUUCUUUGGUCUGCCUGCCAACAUAGAAAGAUCCUCCCAGAGAAUCAUCAGCUCCCAGGUAAUUUCCCAGCUGCGUAUCCUCAGCCGAUCAGUAGCAGCAGGUUCUAAAUUCGACAGGGAGCUGUGGUCGAAUAGCCUCUCACCGAUUCUCAACUUAUGGAAGAAACUCAACCAGGGUUCGUCUUUGAUCCAUCAGAAGGUGGACCCACCCACAGAAGGUCAAAGUUCACCAGUUUUAUCCUUUAUUGUUCUGGAGAAAUUCAAUGCCAUCCGCUUGGUCCAGAGCAUCCACCAGUCUCUGGCUGCACUGAGCAAAGUCAUCCGAGGGACUCAACUGUUGACCCCAGAGGUCCAAAAACUGGCCACUGCCCUCCUUAACCAAGAGAGUUGGGUGGAACGUGCAGGAAGAGAAGCUCUUCUUUCCGACAUCCUUGAUUUAUCAGAGCUCUUCCACCCAGAUACCUUCCUUAAUGCUUUGCGACAGGAAACUGCCAGGUCUAUGGGCUGUUCGAUGGAUAGCUUGGUGUUUGUCUCAUCAUGGAAGAGUCCAAUCGCUCAGGCCAAGCUACAAGUCAAGGUUGGAGGUCUUCAGUUGGAGGGUUGUCGCUUCGAUGGCACAUAUCUCAGUGAGAACCAGCACGAUUCUCCCAGUGUGUCCGCUGUUCCGCCGUGCUACAUGGCUUGGGUCCCACAGACCUCUGCUUCUAACUUUGCUGCAUCAGAGGAGAACAUCUGGCUGCCGCUGUACACCAGCUCGGAGCGAGUGAAGGUGGUCACACACGUCUCCCUGCCCUGUGGAGCCAACUCCAGCCUGUGGAUCCAGACUGGAGCUGCUCUCUUCCUCAAACAGCAGUGAGAACAAAAGCUCUCAGAUGCAACGAUCUACAUAUCAGUCUAAUUUGCACAGUGUGGUUCGAGCGAAAGAACCAAAGUGCGAGAAAAGAAGAAAAGGGACUUUGAAUUAAUACUUCACUAAAAAGUCCUUUUUUGUCUGAAUAAUCUAACGACAAACUGGAACAGUGUUUUUAAUAAAUCAUAAUCCUAAUAUUGUUCAUUUUCAAGGCUGCAUAAAACCUUGAGACAUUUUAACUCACUUUCUGUCCUAUAAAACUCUACUUUACAUAAGUUAUAUAUUUGAUAAAAUAGUGUAAAACUUUACAGUUAUUCUUAUUUAAAGGUGUGCUUCCAGCCUGAAUGUUUGUUGUACAGUUAUUCUGCUAUGUAAGGUCUUUGCUGACCUCAUUUAUUGAAAAUAAAUAUGAGACAAAUCAC